GCCCCGUUCCUCAGUCCUUAUAUGGGCAGUGACGUCCCGGGCAUUCAGGGGGCCCCCAUAAAUAGUUACCGCCAGACUUGUCCUCCAGCGCGAGCUGCGGCGGGAGCGCGGCGCUCCCGGGGCAUCGCGGCCACCGAACCGCCGCGACGGGGCGGCCGCCCGCCCGCACAUGCCGCGCCGGCUCCCCGCCGUUCCCCCGCGCCGGUAGUGGGAGGCAGGGGGAAGCGCCCCCUCCUCGCCCUCCCCUCCCCGCCCCGAGCGCCCACCGCCGGCCAGGAGCGCCGCUCCCGCGGCCGCCCCGCUGCCCCCAUGAUGACCGCCAAGGCGGUGGACAAGAUCCCGGUGACCCUCGGUGGGUUCGUGCACCAGCUCCCCGAGGGCAUUUACCCCGCGGAUGACAUCUCGGCCGCGCUGCCAACUUCGGUGGCGAUCUUCCCCAAUGCCGACCUGGCAGGGCCGUUUGACCAGAUGAGCGGUGUGGCAGGAGACGGCAUGAUCAACGUGGACAUGGGCGACAAGAGGGCCCUGGACCUGCCCUACGGUGGCGGCUUCGCGCCCAACGCCCCGGCUUCCCGCAACCAGACCUUCACCUACAUGGGCAAAUUCUCCAUCGACCCGCAGUACCCCGGCGCCGGUUGCUACCCCGAGGGCAUCAUCAACAUCGUGAGCGCGGGGAUCCUGCAGGGGGUCAGCACGCCUUCCUCCGCCGCCUCCUCCGCCGCCUCCUCCGCCUCCUCUGCCGCCUCCUCGGCCACCGCCGCCUCCACCGCCUCCCCCAACCCGCUGGCCGGGGCCCUCGGCUGCACCAUGGCACAGGGACAGCCGGCCGACCUGGAGCAUCUCUACUCGCCGCCGCCUCCGCCCUACUCGGGUUGCGGUGACCUGUACCCUCAAGACCCCUCCUCGGCUUUCCUGCCCGCCGCCGGCGGCGGGGCGCUGCCUUUUCCCCCGCCGCCCUCCUACCCCUCCCCGAAGGCGGCGGCGGCCGACGGCGGGCUCUUCACCAUGAUCCCCGAGUACGGCGGCUUCUUCCCGCCGCCCCAGUGCCAGCGUGAGCUGCACCCCGGCCCCGACCGCAAGCCCUUCCCCUGCCCCCUCGACUCUCUCCGCGUCCCACCGCCCCUCACGCCACUCUCCACCAUCCGCAACUUCACGAUGGGGGCGCCCCCGGCGGGCGCCGCCCCCGGCAGCGCUCCCGGCGGCGGCGGCGGGGGCGAGGGUGCGGGAGCCCGGCUGCCCGCCGGCGCCUACAGCCCGCACCACCUGCCGCUGCGGCCCAUCCUGCGGCCCCGCAAGUACCCCAACCGGCCCAGCAAGACGCCGGUCCACGAGCGGCCCUAUCCCUGCCCCGCCGAG
Molecule: messenger RNA, 1356 nt
Organism: Empidonax traillii (willow flycatcher)
Lineage: Eukaryota; Metazoa; Chordata; Aves; Passeriformes; Tyrannidae
Gene: EGR2
Product: early growth response 2
Exons: 2
Source: RefSeq, a predicted model, not a curated record